AAUGAGAGUUCUUCUUGUUGGGACGGCUCCUCACCGCGGCUCAACCUUUGUAAUGUUCUGUUGGUCGCCAUUUUGAGAUAGACUGCAGGUGGACGCUGCUUUGUCAUUUGUUAGCCUUGAACACAAGCAGCUGGACUGAACCAAAGUGUAACGGAGGAGAAGCUAUUUCAGUGCCGCGGUGAUGGCGACUGGAGCGAACGCCACCCCUCUGGGGAAGCUGCACCCCAGCAUCGGCGCUAAACGGGGAUUUGAUGCGGGGCCUGGGGCAGGCAACGGGCUGAUGCCCACGCCGGGGCCGGCCGCCUCCUUCCCCUCCAUGCAGGGUUUCCAACCCUCGAUGCCGAACGCCUCUUUUACCCAAUUCAGUCCAGUCGCCAACUAUCCGAACCCCUCUCAACAGAGCGCCGGGUCCGGGAUGAGCAAGAGCGAUUUUGGAAAGAAAAGAAAGAAAAGCAGAUGGAGCAGUGAAACCCCAGAUCAGAAGACGAUCAUUCCUGGAAUGCCCACCGUCAUUCCCCCUGGACUCACCCGGGAUCAAGAGAGAGCUUACAUAGUCCAACUGCAGAUUGAAGACCUGACUCGUAAACUGCGUACAGGAGACCUGGGAAUCCCUGUUAACCCUGAGGACAGGUCCCCCUCUCCAGAGCCCAUUUAUAACAGCGAGGGCAAAAGGCUAAACACCCGCGAGUAUCGCACGCGGAAGAAGAUCGAGGAGGAGCGCCAUGCCCUCAUCACUGAAAUGAUUGGACUUAACCCCGACUUCAAACCUCCUGCAGACUACAAACCUCCAGCCACCAGAGUCAGCGACAAAGUCAUGAUCCCACAAGAUGAAUACCCUGAAAUCAACUUUGUUGGACUGCUGAUCGGACCACGAGGAAACACCCUGAAGAACAUUGAAAAAGAAUGCUGUGCUAAGAUCAUGAUCCGAGGGAAGGGCUCCGUCAAAGAAGGGAAGGUUGGUCGAAAGGAUGGCCAGAUGCUGCCCGGAGAGGACGAGCCUCUGCACGCCUUGGUCACUGCCAACACCAUGGAAAAUGUCAAGAAGGCUGUGGAGCAGAUUCGCAACAUCCUCAAACAAGGUAUUGAGACGCCUGAGGAUCAAAACGACCUGCGUAAGAUGCAGCUGAGGGAGCUGGCCAGACUCAACGGCACUCUGCGAGAAGACGACAACAGGAUUCUUCGUCCUUGGCAGAACUCUGAGCCACGCAGCAUCACCAACACCACUCUUUGUACAAAGUGUGGUGGAGCUGGUCACAUCUCCUCUGACUGCAAGUACACCAGCACCUUUGCUGCCCACAGAGCCACAGGCGGGGAGCCCCCUCAGUCAGCACAGGACAAGGCUCGCAUGGACAAAGAAUACCUGUCCCUCAUGGCUGAGCUGGGGGAGGCCCCAGUCCCCAGCUCUGGUGGAGGACACUCCAACUCUCAGUCAGGAGCUCCUCGAGCUUCCGGCCCCAACAGUAACCAGCCCCCGAUGAACCGGCCCCCCUGGAUGAGCUCCGGUCCCUCAGAGAGCAGGAACUUCUCUGCUGUUCAGGGAGGACCUGCUGGUCCUGGAGGACCCCACAGCUUCCCUCCCCCCAUGCCUAGCAUGGGAGGACCACCAAUUCCCCCCAAUCCUAACGGUAUGCCUCCACCCUGGAUGCAGCCGCCUCCACCCCCUAUGGCCCAGGGACCUGGACCCCACGGACACCCUAUGGGUCUUCUUCCACCUCCAAUGGGAAUGAUGCCACCUCCUCCUCCACCCCCCAGCAGCCAGCCCCCUCCACCACCCUCUGCUCCCUUGCCACCAUGGCAACAACAGGCUCCUCCCCCUCCACCCACUAGCAGCAUGGCAACAAGUACACCGCUGCCCUGGCAGCAGAACACCACCACCACCACCUCCAGCACGGGCACUCUGCCUCCAUGGCAGCAGCCCCAGCAGCCAGCAGUCUCUGCAGCUCAGCCCCCUCUGCCCAUCGGAACCACAUCCAUGGUCCCACCCCCACCUGGAGUCCAGCCGCCAUUGCCCCCGGGGGCCCCUCCGCCGCCACCCCCACCACCUCCGGGCUCCACCAGCAUGAUGUAUGUUCCACCACCCCCUCCGCCACCAAUGGACCCUUCUAAUUUUGUUACCAUGAUGGGGAUGGGAGUACCGGGCAUGCCACCGUUUGGGAUGCCCCCAGCACCCCCUCCUCCUCCCCCACAGAAUUAAUUCUUGAUUGUCUGACAGCACCCCCCCUCCAUCUCAUUACUCAGCAUAGUCCAGCUGGCUGAUGCUAGCGGUGCAGAUGUAAUCAGUCCUUUGGGGUUGGAUGAGUCCGGCGUAGACCUGUGGAGGCGCUCCGGGUCAUCAGAUGCAACAGAAUCAGUUCUGCUGGUUUCUACGCUUCUGCCUGAAGGAGCACGCCUGUCAUGUUGCUUAUAAACGGAGGGAACUGCUCUGUCAUCAUUUCUGUGCUUUUCAAAUGAAUCUAGUCAGGUUUGAAAUUCCAGCUGAAGUUGCAUGAUCCGUGCUCAUUCUGGCACAGUGUUAACCUUUUCCUGCUGUUUUCCUGACUUCAAUCAGAUGAAUAUUUUUGUAACAAUAUCACAGUAGGUAAUAUGGAUCUUAGCACGGUAAAUAAAAUAUGCUCAGUCUUGUAACUCCUUUCCUUUUUGUAUGUUGCUGUUGGUUGCCUAGCUCUAGAUGAUAAUUCCUGUGUUUGCUGCUCUUCUUUUCACUGCAUCUCCGUUCAGAAACACAGUAAAAGGUGUUUUGUUGCUUUCAGAAGAUUCUUUUCUGUUUCCCAGACUGACAUUAACGGGGGUAACUUGUCUUUUUCAUUGUUUGUGGAUUUGUCUCUGACCUCAAUAAAAAUCUAAAACUCUUGGUUUAGUUUUAAACUGA
Molecule: messenger RNA, 2869 nt
Organism: Oryzias melastigma (Indian medaka)
Lineage: Eukaryota; Metazoa; Chordata; Actinopteri; Beloniformes; Adrianichthyidae
Gene: sf1
Product: splicing factor 1
Exons: 12
Coding region: 182-2194 (670 amino acids)
Biological process (GO): regulation of mRNA splicing, via spliceosome
Cellular component (GO): nucleus
Molecular function (GO): zinc ion binding; mRNA binding
Source: RefSeq, a predicted model, not a curated record